ACCACGAUUUCGCUAUUUUAUUAUUUCAGAUAGACUAUCUUAAAUUGUGUUUCAAACGUGUGAAUAAUUUACUAAUUCAAUAUUCUGGUUACAGGGCUUCUAUGCCUCUGUGGUAUAGAAUACCACUUACUUUAUACUAAUAACUGUGACAAAAUUAAUUUAUUGAUAUGCCAUAUAAAAGUAAAACAAGUGUAUUGUGUAUUUAUGUAUAGGUACAAAAAUUGAAAUUAAUGUAGGUCUGAUUAAAAUUUGACCUAAGUAAAUAAAAAUGGAUUAUUUAUAUUCAUGUUGUUCACAUACUUCAUAGUUAAUAAGGUACUUUAUCUAUUAUAGAAACAAAUUGAGAAAAAUGGCUACAAUAAAAGAAGAUUAUGAAAUAAUAACAAAUCUCAUAAAACAAGAAAUCGACAAACGUAAGAAACAAAAACAAAGCAAAGAAAAUUUAAAAAAUAUUGAGGAAGAUAUAUCAUUAUUAAAUAAGACUGAAAAAAAAAUGAAGAAAAAAUCUAAGACAUCAUCCCAAUUAACCACAAUAUCACCAAACAAAAAGUGUUGUACUAAAAUCUAUGAUUACAAUGACAAGUAUUUGAAUAAAGACAAAACAGAGGCUUCCAAUUUAAUCAAAGAUGAAUUGACUAAUUGUAUUUCUGUAGCAAAUGUUUCAGAAUGUGUUAAUGAAUUAAUGUUAGGCAAAUCGCCCUAUAAAAGUAUGUGAUUUGCGCCACCAGGCACUCCUUAAGUAAUACAAAAGGUCUCAAGAUUUUGAGAAACUGCUUCAUUGAAGCAGUAUAAGGGGUUGAGCAUUCUUAGUAAAUUAUUAUAUUUUUGUUUAUUAAUAGUUAUGUAAUUGUAUUUGUUCAAUGUAGAUUAAAAAAAAAAAAGAAAAAAAAAAAAAAAAGGAGAUAAAAAUAAGG
Molecule: messenger RNA, 914 nt
Organism: Rhopalosiphum padi (bird cherry-oat aphid)
Lineage: Eukaryota; Metazoa; Arthropoda; Insecta; Hemiptera; Aphididae
Exons: 8
Coding region: 350-715 (121 amino acids)
Source: RefSeq, a predicted model, not a curated record